ACGCGCGGGCGGAGGGGCGGUCGGGUCCGGGGAAGGCCCGGGGUCCGGUCGUUGCUUCCCGCGACCUCGGAGCCGUCCGAUGGGGGACGAGCGCCUUCCGGGCCGUGGGGCUCUGCGGUUGUGGGCGCAUCUGCGGAGCCCCAUGUCCGCGGGCCAUGUCCCAGCCGCGACCCCCUACUGAAAUCCCCGGGCCCUGGCCGCGACCUCAGCCCCAUACCCGGGCCGUAUUAUGCCUGAAGGGCCCUUAGGUUUUCUGAACUGAAAAAUGGGGCCAGUGAGCCCCUAUCUCACUGGGUUCUGGUGAAGAUUUUGAUGCUUGUAAAACGGUUUGGCAUGAGAAAUAAUCGAAUGUACCAACAUUGAACUCCGCAUCUGGCGCUGGACUAAGUACUUCAACUCACUGAGUUUUGACAGCAACCUUAUCAGGAGGAGGGUGGUCACCCACCGCCAGCGCAAGGAACCUUCCAUCUGUCAUGUGUCACCUGCACUAAUUCUUAGGAAACGUCAAUCAACUACAAACACCGCUCUCUGGAGGAUCGUUGAAGCCGCUGCUGCCACACAGCCCACGGCAUCUUCGCCAGGAAGACUUGGCCCCUCCACCAGGCUCCCUGGGAGGGCAGCGCUGGGCAGGGGGUUGACCCUGCACAAUUUGUGUCUCGGCGUCUUUUCAGAUCAGCCGUGCUGAGGGUGAGGACCGGUAGGCAGUUGCCAAGAUGGGUGAAAGGAAAGGCGUAAACAAGUAUUACCCUCCGGAUUUCAAUCCUGAAAAGCAUGGCUCCCUCAACCGGUACCACAACAGCCACCCGCUCCGGGAGCGGGCUCGGAAGCUGUCACAAGGCAUCCUCAUCAUCAGGUUUGAGAUGCCCUAUAACAUCUGGUGUGACGGCUGCAAGAACCACAUCGGCAUGGGGGUUCGCUACAAUGCCGAAAAGAAGAAGGUUGGCAAUUACUACACAACCCCGAUCUACAGGUUCCGGAUGAAAUGCCACCUCUGCGUCAACUACAUCGAGAUGCAGACAGACCCCGCCAACUGCGACUACGUGAUUGUGAGCGGCGCCCAGCGCAAGGAGGAGCGCUGGGACAUGGCGGACAACGAGCAGGUGCUGACGACAGAGCACGAGAAGAAGCAGAAGCUGGAGACGGACGCCAUGUUCCGCCUGGAGCACGGCGAGGCAGACCGGAGCACACUCAAGAAAGCCCUCCCCACCCUGAGCCACAUCCAGGAGGCCCAGAGCGCCUGGAAGGAUGACUUCGCACUCAACAGCAUGCUCCGGAAGAGAUUCCGGGAAAAGAAAAAAGCCAUGCAGGAGGAGGAAGAGAGGGACCAGGCGCUGCAGGCUAAGGCGAGCCUGGCCAUUCCACUGGUGCCCGAGACAGAGGACGACCGCAGGCUGGCCGCCCUGCUUAAGUUCCACACCCUGGACUCCUACGAGGACAAGCAGAAACUCAAACGGACAGAGAUCAUCAGCCGCUCCUGGUUCCCCUCCGCCCCAGGACCCACCACUAGCAGCAGCAAAGCCGGCAGUGUCCUGAAGAAGCUGGCCCAGAACCGCAGAUCAGCACCGGCCUGCUCCCCCAUCACUGUAGGGAACCUGGGCAUCGUGCGGCGGCGGUCCCGGGAGGUCUCAGAGAGCCCCCACCACACAACGGAGACCCCUAAGUCUGGGGAGCCAUGGGUGCCAGAGAGGAACACCCAGGAUGGGCCCACAUCCCCCCGAGACUGCUCUCUAGAGACGGCUGAGACCUCCAAGAGCAGGGGGCCUCGGGAGCAGGAGGGGAAAUGUCAGGACAGGCCCCAGUCCCCACCAGGCUCCUCUCAGGAGGACACGCCACACCUGUGCACCCUCAGCUCCUCUCUUGUGGCUGAUUACUCCGAUUCAGAGAGUGAGUGAGCGGUUCUGGGGACCAGACCCGCUCCAGAGGCUACGACUCGCCCAGGAGGCCCGUGGGACUGCAGCCCUGCUUGUCCACCAGCCCCCGGAUCGCUCCGAUACUGCCCCUUCCCAGACCUCGCUUUCCUGCAGCGGUGGAGUUAAUUUAUUUGGUCCUGGAGAGGGUGUUUGUGCCUUGUGGGACGUCAUCCCAACAUUAAAGACCUGCUUCUUUGUC
Messenger RNA from Mustela lutreola (European mink), 2109 nucleotides. RefSeq names its product YJU2 splicing factor homolog B (gene YJU2B). Gene Ontology annotation, cellular component: post-mRNA release spliceosomal complex; U2-type spliceosomal complex. The record is from RefSeq and is a predicted model, not a curated record. Lineage: Eukaryota; Metazoa; Chordata; Mammalia; Carnivora; Mustelidae. The transcript has 11 exons. Gene Ontology annotation, biological process: mRNA splicing, via spliceosome. Bases 714 to 1892 code for a protein of 392 amino acids.